CGUAAUACAGCUGCAGCGUUUUUGGAGAAAACUUUGAACUAUUUGCAGUUUCUUUGAUAACAAUCGGGUGUUUUAUUUAUAGUUUUCAUAAAUUAGGGAAACUGGGGGUUCUUGUGCUGUCGGGACUACUGAGCAGCCUGUGGCCAGACAUAAUCUCUAACAUGGAUGGUGUGAUGAUGGAGGAAGAAGAAGAUGAUUGUCCAGAACUGGUGCCCAUCACCACCCAGUCCGGUCCUCCUGCAGAGCAGAUACCGGUCACCAUCAUCACAGGUUACCUCGGUGCUGGAAAGACGACACUCCUCAACUAUAUCUUAACAGAACAACACAACAAGCGGAUCGCUGUCAUCCUCAAUGAGUUUGGAGAGGGCAGCGCUCUUGAGAAAUCCCUCGCUGUGAGCCAGGCAGGAGAGCUGUAUGAGGAGUGGUUGGAACUGAGGAAUGGCUGCCUCUGCUGCUCCGUCAAGGACAAUGGUCUUAAAGCGAUUGAAAACCUGAUGGAGAAGAAAGGAAAGUUUGACUAUAUCUUACUAGAAACCACAGGACUCGCCGAUCCAGGAGCUGUGGCCUCCAUGUUCUGGGUUGAUGCAGAGCUCGGCAGUGACAUCUAUUUGGACGGCAUCGUCACUGUCAUCGAUGCCAAGUAUGGACUACAGCAACUGGCAGAAGAAAAAGCAGACGGGCUCGUCAAUGAAGCAGCCAGGCAGAUUGCUGUCGCUGACCUCACCAUUAUUAACAAGACAGACCUGGUUAAUGAGGAGGAACUAAACCAAGUCAGAGACACCGUCAGGUCGAUAAAUGGUCUCGUCAAGAUUCUAGAAACCCAGAGAUCAAAAGUGGAUCUCUCUGAGGUGCUGGAUCUGCAUUCCUUUGACAGCAAGGAUGGAGCAAAUCUUGCAGAGAAGCUCCAACUUGUGAAAUCUACACGACCACAUCUUGACAAGAGUAUUUUAACCGUGACGUUUGAAGCGGCUGGAGAUCUGUCUGAGGAGGCUCUGAACGCCUUCAUCCAGGAUCUCCUUUGGGAAAAGAUGUACUGUAACAAAGAAGGGCAACCCAUGACUGUUAUCCGGUUAAAGGGCAUAGUAUCAUUUGCAGGUAAAGCCCACCAAACGAUGCUGCAGGGGGUCCACGAGCUGUACGAGCUGAAUGAGACUCCACAGCUUUGGGAGGAGAACCCGCGGAUCAACCGGCUGGUCUUUAUAGGUAGAAACCUGGAUAAAGACAUCCUGCAGGAACAAUUCAUUUCUAAAGUGAUGCUGGGCACAGAGAAAAAAUAGCUAAAACUACUAAAACCUCCUGCUUCACAUCAAAACCUGUUGAUUGUGGAGCUAGAAUUGCGGCGCUGGCUAUCCGUAAAUCUGAGAUUAUCUUUCAGACAUUCAUUCCUUUUCUACUUGAGGAUGAGGCGUGUCCGAGGAUGACUAAGGUAACCGUACUGGUCAACAUAGUGGCUGUAUAUUGUGAUGAUCCAUCACAAUCUGCUUUAAAAGCUACAGUAAUUAAGAAUGUUUGAUGUGCUUCUGACCUGGAAAGUUACCAAACGUGACCCCCUAAAUAACUAAUAAUGUUUGCACAUACAAAGAUGCCACAAAGGCCCAGGACUUCAGUCAAUAGAAUGCAUUUUUAGAAACUCUGCUUUAUGAAAUCUGCAAUAUUUAAAGGUUGGCGCCUCCGUGACGCACAAACUGUAUCGAGUGUUGAUUCUACUUGAAGUAUCCCUGCUUAUGUUUCUAACUUUUAACACCCUUUAUUUUUAAAUUAUUCAAAAUAAAGUUUUCUUCUGAAUAUAA
This is a messenger RNA of Stegastes partitus (bicolor damselfish), 1790 nucleotides long. It is a transcript of the gene zng1a, whose product is annotated as COBW domain containing. The record is from RefSeq and is a predicted model, not a curated record. Gene Ontology annotation, cellular component: cytoplasm. NCBI's taxonomy places the organism in Eukaryota, Metazoa, Chordata, Actinopteri, Pomacentridae. The transcript is spliced from 16 exons. Bases 162 to 1277 code for a protein of 371 amino acids.